Diceros bicornis minor is the source of this 2437-nucleotide messenger RNA. It is a transcript of the gene TOX2, whose product is annotated as TOX high mobility group box family member 2. Gene Ontology annotation, biological process: regulation of transcription by RNA polymerase II. The coding region runs from base 1 to 1521 and encodes 506 amino acids. The record is from RefSeq and is a predicted model, not a curated record. The transcript is spliced from 9 exons. NCBI's taxonomy places the organism in Eukaryota, Metazoa, Chordata, Mammalia, Perissodactyla, Rhinocerotidae. Gene Ontology annotation, molecular function: chromatin DNA binding. Gene Ontology annotation, cellular component: nucleus.
AUGGACGUCCGCCUGUACCCCUCGGCGCCCGCGGUGGGCGCGCGGCCCGGGGCCGAGCCGGCCGGCCUGGCGCACCUGGACUAUUACCACUGCGGCAAGUUUGAUGGUGACAGUGCCUACGUGGGGAUGAGUGACGGAAACCCGGAGCUCCUAUCAACUAGUCAGCCCUACAACAGCCAGAACGAGAGCAACGAAGACUAUGAGAUCCCCCCGAUAACACCUCCCAACCUCCCUGAGCCAUCCCUCCUGCACCUGGGGGACCACGAAGCCGGGUACCACUCGCUGUGCCACAGCCUCGCGCCCAACGGCCUGCUCCCUGCCUACUCCUACCAGGCCAUGGACCUCCCUGCCAUCAUGGUGUCCAAUAUGCUGGCCCAGGACAGCCACCUGCUAUCAGGCCAGCUGCCCACGAUCCAGGAGAUGGUCCACUCGGAGGUGGCUGCCUACGACUCGAGCCGGCCAGGACCCCUGCUGGGCCGCCCGGCGAUGCUGGCCAGCCACAUGAGCGCCCUCAGCCAGUCCCAGCUCAUUUCUCAGAUGGGCAUCCGGAGCAGCAUCGCCCACAGCUCCCCGUCACCCCCGGGGAGCAAGUCAGCCACCCCCUCUCCCUCCAGUUCCACUCAGGAGGAGGAGUCGGAAGCACAUUUCAAGAUGUCGGGAGAGAAGAGACCCUCAGCUGACCCAGGGAAAAAGGCCAAGAACCCAAAGAAGAAGAAGAAGAAGGACCCCAACGAGCCACAGAAGCCCGUGUCAGCCUACGCGCUCUUCUUCAGAGACACUCAGGCUGCCAUCAAGGGACAGAACCCCAGCGCCACCUUUGGGGAUGUGUCCAAAAUCGUGGCCUCCAUGUGGGACAGCUUGGGAGAGGAGCAGAAACAGGCCUACAAGAGGAAGACCGAGGCAGCAAAGAAGGAAUAUCUGAAGGCUCUGGCAGCCUACAGGGCCAGCCUUGUCUCCAAGAGCUCCCCGGACCCAGGUGAGACCAAGAGCACACAGGCGAACCCGCCAGCCAAGAUGCUCCCACCCAAGCAGCCCGUGUACGCCAUGCCAGGCCUGGCCUCCUUCCUGACGCCGGGGGACCUGCAGGCCUUCCGCAGCGGGGCCUCUCCCGCCAGCCUCGCCCGGACGCUGGGCUCCAAGUCGCUGCUGUCAGGCCUCAGCGCGUCCCCGCCUCCGCCACCCUCUUUCCCGCUCAGCCCACCGCUCCACCAGCAGCUGCCACUGCCCCCCCAUGCCCAGGGCGCCCUCCUCAGUCCACCUGUUAGCAUGUCCCCAGCCCCCCAGCCUCCAGUCCUGCCCACUCCCAUGGCGCUCCAGGUGCAGCUGGCUAUGAGCCCCUCACCUCCCGGGCCACAGGACUUCCCUCACAUCUCCGAGUUUCCCAGCGGCUCUGCAUCCCGCUCACCUGGCCCGUCCAACCCCACGAGCAGCGCAGACUGGGACAGCAGUUACCCCGGCGCGGAGUGUGGCAUCAGCACUUGCAGCCUGCUCCCCAGGGAUAAAUCGCUCUACCUCACCUAAUCCCGCCUCCCCCUCCUCCCUGAGGCUGCUGGAAGGGCACUGCUCAGAGCCUGAGGGGCCGACAGCAGAGAAAGGCCUUGGCAGGAAGCAGGGUGAUGGAGAAGAGAGAGAGCAGUGACAGCCAAUGCCCCAGGGCUGAGUCUCUUCCUCAACCUCCCACCAGACUGCAGAGGCAGCCACCGCCCGCCGCCAGCCCAAAGAACCUGCAGGAACCUUCCGCCCCCGACCUGCUUGCUCCAGGGUCACCGUGGCCCCCGCUUCUCGCCCUGCACACCGCACCCUAUGUCUGGACGUCUGGCCCUGGCCCACGCUCAUGUGGGCUGCCCCUGGCGGGGUCGCUUACCAACAGAAGCCCACCCCCAGAUGCAUGGGGCAGGGGCCAGCCUAGCCACAGACGUGCAAAUCCGGUUUUACAGUGUGAACAAAAGAUUCUGAACCCUAUGAACUGUUGGUUCCGUGUAAGUAGUUGACUAAGUGUUUAGAACUGUGCUGAAGACAUCUGUAAGAUUAUUUUGUGGGGGGAGAAAAGUAGUUUCCUUUAAGGUAAAAAGCAUUUUAUAUGACCCUUAGCACAUGUUUUUUAAGUUUUAUCUUCAGGGAGAUGUGCACAGAGGCGGCUGCCACCCUGUUUCACCGUCUGUACAGCAAGAACCAGAAAAUUUAUAGCCACACUCGGAGGCGUUGCGUUUUUUUUUUAAACCAUCUAUUUAAAAUGGCCAACAAUGACUUUUGUCUAUUUAUGAAGAAAAAUUGAGAACAGAAAUGCGGUUUAUCCUAAAGCGUGCGUGGUGUGGGGUUUGGUUUGGGUUUUGGUUCUUGGUGUUGUUUGCCGCUGUUUCUUGGCCCUGGCGAAUGUCUGUCUCGGUGCCCAGUGCUUCUCUCAAACUUCUUUGUAAUAAAACUUCUGAAAAGUUGA